Molecule: messenger RNA, 2328 nt
Organism: Camelina sativa (false flax)
Lineage: Eukaryota; Viridiplantae; Streptophyta; Magnoliopsida; Brassicales; Brassicaceae
Cellular component (GO): cytoplasm
Molecular function (GO): protein binding
Source: RefSeq, a predicted model, not a curated record
AACUUAAAAACGUAAUUUAAAAAAAAAAUAAAACAAAUAAAAUAAAAAGGAAUUAAAUUCCACACCACAAACUUCGACUUCUGUAACAUCCCCCCAUUUCCAAAAUCAUUCCGUUUCAGCUUCAAUCGAAGACGACGAACUUACAAACAACAAAACGACGACGACGACGAAGAACACUAUCACACCUUACAUUCUCAAUUUCACUGUUGAAGCUCUCCGGAAAAAAAAAAAGUUAUGUCUCGGCCUUCGUCAGCGUCUGCAAUCAGACCUGAAGAUUACGCUCACAGUCCAGUUCACUACGCCGUCGUUUUAGGAGACCACGGCGCACUCACUCGUCUUCUCUCUUCUUUACCCAAGCUAGGAGAUCCAGAGCAGAUCCGAACAGAAUCCGACUCACUGAGUCAAGAACGAGUCGCUGAUCAGAUCUCCGCCUUGCUCGACCGCCGCGACGUUCCUUCACGCGAGACGCCGCUCCAUCUAGCGGUUAGACUCGACGACCUCUUCGCGGCGAGGGCGAUUUCUUCAGCCGGAGGAGAUAUCUCGCUGCAGAACGCUUCCGGUUGGAAUCCGUUACAGGAAGCGUUUUGUCGCCGGAACUCUGAGGUUAUGAAAGUUCUUUUGCGGCAUCACCACCGUUUAGCUUGGUGUAAAUGGCGGCGGAGGUUACCUCGUUUGAUCGCUGUUCUCCGUCGUAUGAGAGAUUUCUACAUGGAGAUCUCUUUUCACUUCGAGAGCUCCGUGAUUCCGUUCGUCGGAAAAAUCGCUCCUUCCGAUACUUACAAGAUCUGGAAACGCGACGGUAACCUCCGCGCUGAUACUACGUUAGCUGGAUUUGACGGUUUGAAAAUUCAGAGAGCCGAUCAAAGCUUUUUGUUCCUUGGUGAUGGUGAUGAGUCCCUAGAUAUUGCUCCUGGAUCUUUGCUUGUACUGAAUCGAGACGAUCGGAAAAUUCUCGACGCUUUUGAAAGUGCCGGAGCUCCGAUUAGUGACUCCGAUAUAGCCGGGUUCUGUUCUCAGUCUAGUUUGUACCGUCCGGGGAUGGAUGUUACUAAAGCAGAGCUCGUCGGGAGAACUAAUUGGCGGCGGCAAGAGAAGAUGGAGAACGUCGGAGAAUGGAAAGCUAGGGUUUAUGAAAUCCAGAAAGUUACGUUUAGUUUCAGAUCUCGGAAAAUUGUUACCGGAGAUGGAAGCGAACAGGUUUUGCCGUUGGAGUUAGACGAAGACGAUGAAGGUUUCUUAGUAGCUGAGAACCCGAGUUUCUUAGCUCCGCCGCAACGGUCACAGAGACGACACAGUAGCUUUGUUAAAGAAGAUAGAGAUUGGAUCUCCGUCGGGAGAAAAAGCGUCGACGUUUAUCCAUCCGCCGCGCCACCACCAAGACCACCACAACCGCCGUCGCAGCAAUCUCAAUCGCCGAGAAGAUCAGUGUCUCAAUUCCAACCACCGAGAAGGUCAAUGGCUCAAAUCCAGCCACCGAGAAGAUCAGUAGCUCAAUUCCAGCCGCCGAGAAGAUCAGUAGCUGUACCUUCAACUGUGUCUCCGGUGAAUCCUCCGCCGUCUCCUCAGAUCAAAGAGAAGGAGUUCGUGAAAAGCUUGCAUCCGUCAGUUUGGUUAACGGAACAGUUUCCGUUAAAAACGGAGGAGCUGCUUCCGUUACUUGACAUUUUAGCUAAUAAAGUGAAAGCCGUCGCUAGAAUGCGUGAUCUUCUCACCACCAAGUUCCCGCCGGGAACUUUUCCAGUCAAGCUGUCGAUUCCGGUGGUCCCUACGGUCAAAGUAGUCAUCACAUUCACCAAGUUCGUCGAGCUUCCGCCGGCUGAGACGUUCUACACGCCGCUCUCUAGCCCAAGGUUUCUCAUCUCAGCCAACUCCGGAGGUGAAGAAGACCAAUCCGAUGAUGAGAAACCGGACGCUCGAAAUUCAAUUUCACGCCCUUCGACGUGGCUGAGACUAGCAAGUGGGAAAGGCUCACAGCGAAGGAUAGAGGAAGAGGAGCAGCAAAUGCCUGACCCGUUCGCUAUACCAAUUGGGUAUAAAUGGACAAGCAUGAGUAGUAGUAAUAAUAACAAGUCAGGUAAUAAUAAUAGUAAAAUGAAGAAAUCAAAGUCUACUAAGAGAUCUAAGUAGUUUACUUUACUACUCCUAUUUUGAGGAAUCGAAAGAUAUAUAAAAUCUAGUGUUCAUUUUUUUUUUUUCGUUGUAGAUAAUCUGAUAUUUUUUAGUGAUAUAGUGAAACUGGUUGUAGUAUUUUUUUUUUUUUUGUUUGUUUACUAUACAUUUUAAAUUCUUUUGAUAUGAUCAAAUCAAAUGCUGUCGUUUUUACUCUUU